Molecule: messenger RNA, 900 nt
Organism: Pseudopipra pipra
Lineage: Eukaryota; Metazoa; Chordata; Aves; Passeriformes; Pipridae
Product: nucleoside diphosphate kinase 6-like
Exons: 6
Coding region: 1-798 (265 amino acids)
Biological process (GO): negative regulation of mitotic nuclear division; negative regulation of cell growth
Cellular component (GO): mitochondrion
Molecular function (GO): nucleoside diphosphate kinase activity
Source: RefSeq, a predicted model, not a curated record
AUGGCGGCCCCGCGGCUGCAGCUGACGCUGGCGCUGCUCAAGCCGGACGCGGUCGCGCACCCGCUGGUGCGGGAGGCCGUGCACGCCGCCAUCCUCCGCCACCGGUUCCUCAUCGUGCGCGCCAAGGAGCUGCGGUGCGGCCCCGAGCAGAGCCGCCGCUUCUACCGGGAGCACGCGGGGCGGUUCUUCUACCAGCGGCUCGUGGAGUUCAUGGCCAGGUACUGCCGCAGGUGUGCGGGGCGGCCCCGCGCUGCAGGUGACCCGCGUGUGGAGGGGCCGCCCGGCGGUGGGAGCCCCGCUGGGAGCCGCGGAGGGUGUGCGGGGUGUGGGAGCUGGGAGGCUCCGGCCGCAGGUGGCCCCAUGUGGGCUUACAUCCUGGCCCAUGAGAACGCUGUCCCUCGCUGGAGAUCCCUGAUGGGACCCACCAAAGUGUUCCGAGCCCGACACAGUGACCCGGACUCCAUCCGAGGAGCCUACGGCCUUACGGACACCAGGAACACCACCCAUGGCUCAGACUCACCCGCCUCAGCCAGCAGAGAAAUUGCCUUUUUCUUCCCCGAGUUCGACGAGCAGCGCUGGUACGAGCAGGACGAGCCGCGGCUGCGCCGUGGGCAGGUGUUCUACAGCCCCGAGGAGCGCGUGCACCGCGUGCUCCGGGCAGACGAGGCAGAGGUACAGAUCCAGGGAUCUGCGGGACAUUGCUGCUGUCCCUGUCCCCAGCAGUGUCCAGGGUGGAUCUGCUCAGGAUCCUGUGUGCCUUCACACAGGUCUGAGAGCUGCUGUCCUCAAUGCUGCUGAUACUUUACUGGUAUUUUUUAAAUUGGUUGUGAUUCCUGGAGGAUUUACUCAGUUUUGUGUGUUUUUCUUGUAGUUAUUAAACUUGACUGUUUUUACCUUUUA